AUGUCGAACCUCAAGGGCAGCCUCUCCCAGUUCCAGGAGCUCCUCCUGACGCUCCAGGAGAACCUCGUGGACGGCGUCAAGGUGUUCCUCAAGGGCACCCUCGUGUUGAUCCUGAAGGGCACCCUCCGGGCGCUCAAGAACGGUAUGGACAGAAGAGGACGGCGGAGGCGAUGGAAUCAGGGGUUUGUGGCAGGUUUGAAGGCGUUGGAUAGCUUUGGAGUGGCGCCUCAGCGCAAGCCGGGGGACAGGCGUUCCGAGAUCCAUUUCCGGCGGCUCCGCGCUUGGGCAGAGGACUUCGAGACCUGCCAAAGCCCCCGCGUGCGGCUCAUGCAAGCUGAGGACGUGACGGAUAGAACGGAUGGGUGGUCCCUGGGCGAGAGACUGGGAGUGGACAACAAAGCUCAGGAAAGUGCCAAAGAUGAGGAGCAUUCAUUUAGCAACAGGCGAGCCAAGCUGCUGCUGGUGGCCAUGCGAACCUCAGCAGUGACCAUGGGAGUGGCUGAGUCCUCGAGAGCACCGCGCAUCCCGGCGCUGGGACUCUCCAAAGCCUCUGAGCACCAGAUCCUUCUGGCCAUGCAGCGGGAAGGAAAAAUCACCGCCUCGUGCCAUAAACGGCAGGUCAGCAUUCUGGGUGAUAUGAUCAGUGAGGUGUUCACUGGCAUCUUAGCCGUGACGUUGGUUGCUCUAGGAGCCUGGUAUGGCGUCGAGGAUUUGAGAUCACCACAGCCCGCAGGAAGCUCUGAGGGGCGCCAAGAGGAGAUCGUGGCCGUUGAGGAAUCCAGUGGCUUGCACUUCGUGCUUUUUGGAUCGCUGCUGUUGACGGUCCUCUACUUCUUCAUGAAGUACUUGAUCUGGGUGCUGCUUGCGGUUUUCGCCUGCGGUGCAGUGUCCGCGACGGCCGUUUUGUUGGAACCAGCCUUUGCCUCGUGCUUGCCAGCUUUGAGGAAGAAGAAGGCAUGUGUCCUUCCACAGAGCCUCGCGGACAUGAUCGGCAUUGAGAGGGAGCAUACCUGGACGGACGUCUUUUCUGAGAGCAUCGGAGCGGCCCUGGCAGUUAGCUUCCUCAUAUGGCGGAACAAUGAUACAAUCGGUUGGCUUUUCCAGGACAUUAUUGCGAUCGCAUUUCUCUUGACAUUGCAAAGAACCGUGCGUUUGCCUAAUCUGAAGGUCGGCUGUUUGCUACUGAUUUGCACCUUCUUCUUCGACAUCUUCUGGGUCUUCCUCUCACCGCUGAUCUUCAAGAAGUCAGUAAUGAUCGAGGUUGCGACGGGAGGUGGCACUGGUCAAGCGGUGCCCAUGGUGUUGAAGAUCCCGGCACUUCAGGGCGAUUUGCCCGGUCAGUUCAAGAUUCUGGGCUUGGGCGAUAUUGCCAUCCCUGGGUUGCUGAUUUCUUUGCUUUUGCGUCAUGACCUGGUGAGGAAGCACCGGCGAUGCCGCGGGUAUUUCUUGGCAGGCGUGAUAGGCUAUGCUAUUGGGUUGCUUGCCACGUUUGUGUCCCUCUACUUGAUGCAACAUGGCCAGCCAGCUCUGUUGUUUUUGGUGCCUGGCACCCUGGUGCCGACCUGCUUGAUCGCGCUUCGAAAGGGGGAGCUUCGAGAGCUUUGGUCGGCCUCCUAUGGUCCGGAAUCUGAAGGUGAUGUGGAGACGGCGAAGAAGAACUGA
Molecule: messenger RNA, 1662 nt
Organism: Durusdinium trenchii
Lineage: Eukaryota; Dinophyceae; Suessiales; Symbiodiniaceae
Source: the annotation of a GenBank genome assembly